AUGGGCCCUUCGUUCAGAGGAGGGGCUGGCAAGGCCCCUAAACAUGCCCAUAAGAAGAGGCUUCCUUCGGUAGGUCAUGAAAGCUUCCAAAAAGCAGCACGGAAGAAACCAAGGCAUCCAAAUGGCAGGAACGGCGUGAAUGGCAGGCGGCCGGCUCCCUUGAAGGAGAAUGUCGAAGAGUCUCAGCAGCAGCAGCAUGCAGAGUCUGAGCGAAAGCCACAACAGGCUCGACGUAAACGCCUUGUUGAUGCGGAUAUUGAGAAUGGUGAAGGGGACGUGGCUAAUGCACAGCAGCUCCAGCAGCAACAGCAGCAUUCGCUGAAGAACAAGAAGCACAGAAAUGGCCAUCCGCACCAGGAAGACCAACAGCAGAGACUGAAGGAUCAACUUGCUAACUCCGUCUUUGUGCGCAAUUUGCCGUUUGAUGCGACGGCAGAGAGUGUCACUUCAGCUCUGCAACAAUUCGGUGCAGUGACGAAGACCUUUAUUGUCAAAAAUGAUGCGGGAGAGGCGAAGGGAGCGGCUUUCGUGUACUUCGCUGAUGCUGUCUCAGCUCAGCGCGCCGUUGGCGCCUCUAGGGCGUAUGAAAAAGAACUAGAGAGGCUGUCGGGGCGGCAGCAGAAAAGGCUGUCUCAUCUGCUUGCUGCAAAACAGCAGCAGCACAUGCAGGGGCAGGAGCUGCUCUUGGAGGAACAGCAACAACAGCAGGCAGAAGCAGCUUGCGGUGCCUCGCUUUUCCUUCGGGGUAGACGCUUGCAGAUUCUUCCUGCCCUGGAUCGUCAACAGGCCAAGAGCCUUCCCCAAACGAAGCACCAAGCCAGAGCUACGGAGUCUGCGACAAAGAAGGGCCUUUCCUUGGCCUUUGAGGGCCUCCCCAGGAGGCCGUUUGAAGGCUUGGGGCCUUUAGAUGAGGCACUGGCGAAGGCGGCCUACGACGAAACGAAGGAGAAGCUGAAGAAUCCGAACAUCUUCGUCAACAAAAAACGUCUAUGCAUUCGCAAUCUGCCCAGUUGGGUGGAUGCGAACUUCUUAAGGGAGAAGGUGUCGAUGCUGUUGGGGCCUAUUCUCCAAUCCCAUUUCGAGUCCCCUACUGCUGAUGCCAUGACAGCAGCAACAGCCGGUCAGGACGGCCUUGCACAGGAGAAGCAGGAACAGAAUCAGCAGAAGGGUUCGACGAAAACUGCUCAUAGUGCGAAAAAGUGGAGAGCGAAGGCUGCUGCAGCCAUCACCAAGGUGUCGGUGAUCCGCGAGCCAAAAAAAGAGCGCCUUCGAAAGGAAACUUCGGGGGCCCCCGGGGCCCCCCGCCGUUCCCUUGGCUUCUGUUUCAUUGAUCUAGGGUGCGACUUUGCACAAGCUCUACAGCUGGUGCAUGCAAUCCGAGAUAGUCGGGGCUUCUUUCUGCGGCCUGGAGAUCUCCAAGCGCAGCAGCAGCAGCAACAGAGGGGCAUGGAGAGACUGCCGAUCGUGCAAUUUGCACUUGAAGAUGCGAGGAAGGUUAAGAUUAGGACUGAGCGCGUCAAAGCCUUUGCGAAUUUACUAAGGAAGCGUCAACAAGAAGCAGCUGCAGAGAAGGAGGACGGGGACGGGCAGAGGAAGUCGGGGAAAGCCUUGAAGAAGAAGACGUACAGCAGAGGUCAAAGACAAAGGGAGCGACGGAGGCAGCAAAGGCUGGCUGCUGAGCAGAGUGCAGCAGCAGGGGGCUCAAUCGAGCAGCAGAAGCAGCAGCAGAAGCAGCAGCAGAAGCAGAGGGAUAAGCCACAAUCGCAGCAGCCGAAGCAUCAGUCGCAGAUUACAAGAGGUUUUAGGGAGUUAAGCGAUGAAUAUGAUGGGGUAAGACUUUGGUCUUGA
Messenger RNA from Cyclospora cayetanensis, 1848 nucleotides. RefSeq names its product RNA-binding protein 28. The coding region runs from base 1 to 1848 and encodes 615 amino acids. Lineage: Eukaryota; Apicomplexa; Conoidasida; Eucoccidiorida; Eimeriidae. The record is from RefSeq and is a predicted model, not a curated record. Gene Ontology annotation, molecular function: RNA binding. The transcript is spliced from 7 exons.